This is a messenger RNA of Toxotes jaculatrix (banded archerfish), 3462 nucleotides long. RefSeq names its product GTPase IMAP family member 8-like. Gene Ontology annotation, molecular function: GTP binding. Lineage: Eukaryota; Metazoa; Chordata; Actinopteri; Toxotidae. The coding region runs from base 250 to 3072 and encodes 940 amino acids. The transcript is spliced from 4 exons. The record is from RefSeq and is a predicted model, not a curated record.
GUAAGACCCAAAACGCUGCUGCAAAGACGACUGAUUCUAUUCUGGAGUUGGGACCAAAUUGAUGUGCUCAGUGAAAGAACAAUGCAGUGAGAACUUGGUGAACCUGGUGUCCAGUGUUCAGGCCUGCUGAUCUGCUGUGCACUCUGACCCCAGACAUGGAGUGACUACACCCAAAAAACGCAGCAACAAAAGAUUCCACAGCCUGAGGAACCUUCUCCAGCUUCUUAGGAGGAAGUUCUCUCACCAAAGAUGGCGAUGUCACCAUGCACCUUUGAACUCAGGAUUUUGAUUUUUGGAAAAAGUGAGAAUGAAAAGGAAAAGCUGAGUAACUUCAUCACUGGGAAAAAAGAUUUUCCAUCCAAACCUUUCAAACGAUCUGUGCACAUACAUGGAGAGUGGAGGAAAAAACCUUUCACCUUAGUGAAAACGGCAGACAUCUUCGAUCUGCCUCAGGAAAGAAAGAGACACGACAUGAAGAAGUGUGUGGUCCUUUGUCUCCCUGGGCCUAACGUUGUCCUGCUGUCAGUGAAGCCUUCUGAUUUCACUGAACAGGACAGAAACAAACUGAUGUUCAUCAUGAGCUUCUUUGGACAAGACGUUUUUAAAUGCUCACUGAUCAUCCUAACACAAGCUUACACGGGAGGGAACUCCUCAGUAGACCAGCUCAUCCGAGACUGUGGACAAAGGCAGCACAGAAUGGAUUUGGAUAAAAGAAAUUUUACUGACUAUGAUCGCCAAGACCUGAUGGAAAAAAUGGAGAACAUAGUGAGUGACAACCGGGGACAAUAUCUAAGCUUUACUGAAGAGACUGGUCCAGUGGAAGCACCUGAAUAUGCAAAACCUCCUCUGAACCUGGUGCUGUGUGGGACACACGGAGCCUGGAAGACUUCGGCAGCCAACGCCAUUCUGGGACAAAGAAAGUUUGGUCCACCUGCUACGUCGGAGUGUGUUAGACAUCAGGGAGAGGUGUGUGGGCGUCGGGUUUCCCUGGUGGAGCUUCCUGCCUUGUUUGGAAAACUUCAGGUGGCAGCAAAGAAGGAAUUAUUCAAAUGCAUCACCCUCAGUGAACCAGAGGGCGUCCACGGCUUCAUCCUGGUCCUGCCUUUGGAUCCUCCCACCGAUGAAGACCAGAAAGAGUUAGAGACCAUCCAGACCACACUCAGCUCUCGAGUCAAUGACUUCACAAUGAUUCUGUUCACAGUGGAGUCAGAUCCAAAGUCCCCAGAAACUGUGAGGUUUCUAAAGGAAAACAGAGACUUCCACCGGCUCUCUAAAAGCUGUGGUGGACGGUACGUUGUCUUCAACAUCAAGGACAAGUUGAACGUCUCUGAGGUGUUGCGUGCUGUUGAAGAGAUGAGAACUGUGGGAUCCAGAGGCUUCACAAAGGAAAUGACAAUAAAGCCUCGGGUUUGCAGACAUGCAUCUUUAUUAAAGCCGAUAGAUCUUAAGUAUCAGGGUAGAGAGUGGCUGAAGGCGGGGAAGAACAGAGAGCGUCUGAGGAUAGUACUGAUCGGGAAGACCGGCUGUGGAAAAAGUGCCACUGCAAACACCAUUUUGGGAAAAGAAUGCUUUAAUUCUAAAGUUUGUCAACGGUCAGUGACCAGGUUUUGUCAGAAAGAAGAGGGAGAGAUUGACGGGCGGCCUGUUGCUGUGGUCGACACCCCCGGCUUGUUCGACACGACUCUGUCCAAUGACGAAGUCAAAGAGGAGCUGGUGAAGUGCGUCAGCUUGUUGUCUCCUGGACCUCACGUGUUCUUACUGGUGCUGCAGAUCGGCCGCUUCACACAGGAGGAAAAAGAAACCGUGGAGCUGAUCAAGAAGUUUUUUGGCAAGAAGUCAGAAGACUUCAUCAUCAUUAUCUUCACCAGAGGAGAUGAUCUUAAAAAUCAAACAAUCGAGAGUUAUAUUCAAGAUGACAGUGAAGACUCAGUCAAAAAACUGACCAUUGAAUGUGGAGGAAGAUACCAGGUCUUCAAUAACAACGAUCAGACGGAUCGUUCUCAGGUCACACAGCUGAUUAUCAAGGUUGAGUCAAUGAUAAGACAAAAUGGCGGCAGCUACUACACGUCAGAGAUGUUCCAAGAAGCUGAGGGAGCCAUUCAGAAGGAAACGCAGAAGAUCAUGAAGGAGAAGGAGAAAGAGAUACAGAGGGAGCAGAAGGAGCUCGAAAGAAAACAUGAAGAAGAAGUUCAAGCAAAGAAAAAGCAACUGGCUCAGUUAACAGCAAAAUCUGAACAAGAAAGAACACAGAGAGCCAAAUCAGUCAAAGAAAAGGAAGAGCGCAUAAAGAAGGAGCAGGAGAGGAAGAGGAGAGAAGAACAAAUGAGAGAAGAAAGGGAACGGAACAAAAAAAUGCAGGAGGAAGUUCAAAAACAAGAGUGGGAUAAAAAACAAGAAUCUCUGGACAGAAAAAUUAAAUACGGAUCCGAAACAUUGGCAGCCACUGACAGGAUGUUACUGAUACGCAGCAGAGACGUCAUGAGAAAAGAACGAGAGGCCUGGGAGCGGGAACGAAGGGAAUGGUGGGAGAAACGAUAUCGAGAAGAGGAACAGAGACGAGAAGAGGAGCAAACAUGGCUUAAAAAGCUCAGAGACGAAUACGAGGAGGAAAUAGAAAGAUACGAAAACAAAAGAAAAGAAGACGAUCGAAUAAGAAGAGAACAAGAGCAAAGAGAAUGGAAAGAAUUACAAAAAUUCUAUGAGAGGAAACUGGAGGUAACAAGGAAAAAGAAAGAGGAGGCGAGAAGACAAGCUGAAGAGUGCAACGAGUUCAGACAGAGGUGUACCGAGAGUGUGGUAACUGAGACGGAUGGGAAGGACAUGCAGCAGAGACAAAAUGAUUUCAUGAUCAGUCAACUGACGAGACACAAAGCGUACCAGAAGGACUUUGACAAGCUAAAGAGAAAACAAGAGGAAGAAAUGACAGAGGUGAAACUGAGGAACCAUUACCUCAAAGAAAUUCUGGACAAAGAAAUCAGUGAGAAGAAGAAAAGGCACGACGAGGAAAUAAAUCUGUGGAUCCAGGAACAUGUGAAGAAAGCCACAGAAAACAGGGCGUGCUGCAUUUUAUGAGAAGUGUUUCUCACAGUGGCACAAUUUCUGCUGCAAAACUGGGAGCUUCUGGCUCCGAGACUUCAAAUAUCAAGUCGUGAAUCUGUGGUUGUCGUGUUGAAUCAGUGUAAAUAGUUGGCGUAUUCCAAGCUGCUCAGACAUUCAUUUAUUUAACCGAUGUCUAACAUAACUAAGUGGAACUGAUUCAUUUAAUAGCUGAUUAAAUCAAUAACUUUGCACAUAUUCAUUGUAAGUUCAGAGUAUCUGUGUAACAGACCUCUCAAACCUCCUGUAUUACAGCAGUUCCAUGUAUAUUAUGGUCGUGUGUUUGUGUCGGUGGGAUUUAUUCAAGAUCUGUUGGUUUGAAGUUCACUGUGUUUAACUGUGAAGGUGUACGUAAUAAACUGGUAA